This is a messenger RNA of Paramecium primaurelia, 1517 nucleotides long. Lineage: Eukaryota; Ciliophora; Oligohymenophorea; Peniculida; Parameciidae. The record is from the annotation of a GenBank genome assembly.
AUGUUUAAAAACUUACCAAGACAUAUUGUUUUGGAUAUCUUAUAAUACUUGAGUAUUUAAAACAUUUUGAGAAUGAGAAGAGUCAGUAGAUAAUUAUGGAUGAUAAUAUAAGCUCAUUAUCAAAUGAGUUUAUUUUAAUGUAGUUCUUAGAUUGAUUUAUCAAAAUACAAGGUUAAAGGAGUAAUGUUAUAAAUUGUGGCUAAGGAUUCAGGAGUAAGUAAACAUAAACUAAUGCAAAACUAUUUGAUGAAAUUGCAUACUGGAAGAAUAGAAUUNGAAUCUUAAGUAACACUGUUUAAGAUCUAGAAUUAACUACCAAAUAUUAAGGAUAUUAAAGAUAUGGUUAUUACAAUCUUAGAUGAUUAUAGAUAAUUUUCAGAUGCAAAAAUAAUUUAGAUGUUUGGUGUCAAAAUAAAAUUAAAAAAUAAUGAUGAUGUUUUACCUUUUGAAUUGAAAAGAUUCCAAGAUUUCUUGGAGUAAAAUUAAAGAAAUUUAAAAUAGAGAUAAUCUUUUUAUUUAAUUAUUUUUGUUUAUAAUAUUGGAGCUAUUGAAAUCAUAAGAAAAAAGACUCAAAUAGAAUUGAAUUACAUAUGUAGAGCUUUAUCUAUCAGAUCUUUUCUUUUGACAAAGAAUUUAUUCAUUUAUUAAUAGAUUCAAUUGUAAUUGAAUAUUAGUUUUGCAUUAAAUUAAUACAAAUAAUCUUAACAGGCUACUUAAUUAAUAACAGUUCCAAUAUAAAUGUUAGAAACAUUAUAUUAAGAUAGCAAAACUCAUUACUUUUUAAUAAAGAAUAGAAUUAUUUUAUCAUUAAUUGAAUAUUCAAUUAAUAAUUACUAAAAGGCUUUGAUUCCAUAUCCAAAGGAGAUUCCAUCUUAUUAAAUUCAUUAUCAUUUACUUUUUGAAUAUAAAUUCUUUGCCUAUGUUUUUGAACUUUUAGGAAAGUAUACUAAUGAUUUCAUACAAUUUUAAUUAGAACUACAUCAUAAUAAGAAUGUUUAUAAUACUAUAAUAGAAUUUAUGAUGAAUACAAAGGAAUGAAUCCUAAAGUAUUUAAAUAAAUUGAAAUAAAAAUAAGAAUUAUUAGCAUAAUUAUAAUAGAAGACUUCAAGAUAGAAUAUACAAUAGAAAAAGGAAAAUUAAAAAACAGUAAACAAUAUACGAAGAAUAGAAAUAAAUAAAUAGUUAAAGAGAGUAAGAAGAGAAUUAAAUUGUAUUUUAUUAAUCUUGAGAUGAUGAUUCAUUCAAUGUAGCUAUGAAUUUAAGAGAAGAAUAAGAGUAAUAUUAAUAAAUAAAUGUAUUAGUUGUUUGGAGAUAAUAAUUUAUUCUUUGAGAUAGGAUUUACAAAAAAAUUGUACAUUUCACUAUUAGAUUUAGGAGGAGAUUAUAAAGAUAUAUUGACUUAUUAAAAUAUAUUCAAUCAAAUUUAAGUUAUAGAUUUAGAGAGGGGAUAAUUUGAUUUAAUCAAUUAGAAAUGGUAUGAAACAAUAAAUGGUUGUAUGUAUAGAAUAGCUAAUUGA